Chelmon rostratus (copperband butterflyfish) is the source of this 4551-nucleotide messenger RNA. Its product is annotated as multidrug resistance-associated protein 1-like. Gene Ontology annotation, cellular component: membrane. NCBI's taxonomy places the organism in Eukaryota, Metazoa, Chordata, Actinopteri, Chaetodontiformes, Chaetodontidae. The record is from RefSeq and is a predicted model, not a curated record. Gene Ontology annotation, molecular function: ABC-type transporter activity; ATP binding; ATP hydrolysis activity. The coding region runs from base 1 to 4551 and encodes 1516 amino acids. Gene Ontology annotation, biological process: transmembrane transport. The transcript has 30 exons.
AUGGAGGAUCUCUGCAGUGUCAGUGGUCUGGAUCCUCUCUGGGAUUGGAACUUGACGUGGUACACCUCCCGGCCGGACCUGACCCAGUGUUUCCAGCACACUGUGCUGGUGUGGUUCCCCUGUGUUUACCUGUGGACCUUUUCACCUCUUUACCUGCUGUACCUGCAGCUCCGCCCACACCGCGGUGUCAUCCCAUUAUCCAAGCUCUGCUCCUGCAAAACGCUUCUGGGUCUCAGUCUGGCUUCAUUUGGUCUUUUGGAGAUUUUCUACCUACUGGUGAAGAAGAAUGAAGAGAUCCAGAACCACCUGUUGAUCCUGAUGGGUCCAGUGAUUCGGAGCCUCACUCUGGUUCUUGCUGUUGUUAUAAUCCAGGUAGAGAGGAUAAAAGGCAGUCGUUCAUCCAUCCUCCUCUUCCUCUUCUGGACUUUUCUUGUUCUUUGCUCCUUUGUUCCUCUGAAGGUUGAUGUUGAGCAGAUUAUUGAUCAGGGUUUUUCCUCAGAUGGAUUUCGUUUUGUGGCGUUCUUCGUCUGUUUUUCCCUCCAACUCACCGAGCUCAUCCUAAGCUGCUUCUCUGACCACCGACCACUCUCUGAAAAACACACCUACAUCCAGGUAAACCAAUGUCCAGAAGAAGAUGCCUCAUUUCUCUCCAGGUUUUUCUUCUUCUGGUUUAGCAGUUUGGUGGUUCGGGGUUACCGUUGCCCCCUGCAGGCUGCAGACCUGUGGCCUCUGCGGGACCAAGACUCAUCCAGGUGGAUCAUGGCAGACUUGGAAAAGCUGUGGCCUCAACCCUGCAAACAGCCGCAGGAGGACCCUGCUGUUUCUGGACCAUCCUGGGCACGAUCCCUGUCCCGGUCCUGGUCUAGUGGUUCUGCAACAGCAACAGAAAAAACACAGCUGCUAAGGAAGAACAGGGAGGGGCAGUGGGGCUAUGGCCUCUACCUCCUGCGCACUCUGGGGCGGAGUUUUGGGCUUUACUUCCUCUGUGGGACGGUGUGUCUCCUCCUGCACGAUGCCUUCAUGUUUGCUGUGCCACAGGUGCUCAGCUUGUUGCUGGGCUUCAUGCGGGACAAAAACGCUGAGAUGUGGAAAGGUUUCCUGUUUGCCUCGCUGCUCUUCCUACUCUCCUGUCUGCAGUCUCUCCUCCAUCAUCACUAUAUGUUUCACUGCUUCACUGUCGGAAUGAGGCUGAAGACUGCCAUCAUAGGCCUCGUCUACAGGAAGUGUCUGAUGAUCAGCAGUGCAGCUCGUCGGCAGUGUACUUUGGGAGAAAUCAUUAAUCUGGUUUCAGCCGACACUCAGAAACUGAUGGACUUUGUGGUUUAUUUCAACAGUAUUUGGGUCAAUCCGAUCGAGAUCGCACUCUGCUUUUACUUCCUGUGGCAGCUCCUUGGUUCGUCUGCUCUUGCUGGUAUUGCUGCAGUUGUUUUGCUCUUCCCUCUGAAUGGAUUCAUCGUGAAAGUGAGAAGCAAACUUCAGGAGGUUCAGAUGAAGUUCAUGGAUGGUCGGAUCAAACUGAUGAAUGAGAUCCUGAGUGGUGUGAAGAUACUGAAGUUUUAUGCCUGGGAGGAAGCUUUCCUGCGACGUGUUGGCAUCCUGAGAGAUGAAGAACUCAAUGCCCUGAAGAAAUCUCAGAUCCUCCACUCUGUGUCUCUGGCUUCCUUCAACUCCUCCUCCUUCCUGAUCGCUGUUUCAAUGUUUGGUGUUUAUGUGUUAAUUGAUGAGCGAAAUGUUCUGGAUGCACAGAAAAUCUUUGUUUCUGUCGCUCUCAUCAACAUCCUGAAAACUCCUCUGAGUCAGCUUCCCUUCGCCAUGAGCACCACCAUGCAGGCCAUCAUCUCACUCAGACGUCUGGGAAAGUUCCUGUGCCAAGACGAACUGAAGCCUGACAAUGUGGAGAGACUUCCUAAUAGUGCAGAUGGAGACAGUGUGGUGAUCAAGGGCGGGUCCUUCUCCUGGAUGAAUGAUGGGCUGCCGUGUCUACAGAGAAUCAACAUAAAGGUGAAGAUGGGAUCCCUGGUGGCCGUAGUUGGACAUGUUGGCUCAGGGAAGUCAUCUCUACUAUCUGCCAUGUUGGGAGAGAUGGAGAGGAGGAGUGGCUUCGUAUCAAUCAAGGGUUCAGUGGCCUACAUCCCCCAGCAGGCCUGGAUCCAGAAUGCCUCUCUAAAAGACAACAUUUUGUUUGGUGGAGAGAGGAAGGAGAGCUGGUACCAUCGUGUGCUGGAGGCCUGUGCUCUUCUGCCGGACCUGGACAUUCUGCCGGCUGGAGACAGCACCGAGAUUGGGGAGAAGGGUCUGAACCUGUCUGGAGGUCAGAAGCAGAGGGUGAGUCUAGCUCGGGCCGUCUACAGGAAGUCAGAUGUUUACCUGCUGGAUGACCCGCUGUCAGCCGUUGAUCCGCAUGUAGGACAGCACAUCUUCGAUCGGGUCAUUGGACCCAGAGGACUCCUCAAAGACAAGACCAGGGUGCUGGUAACUCAUGGCUUCAGCUUCCUGUCCAAAGCAGACCUUGUCCUGGUGAUGGAGGAGGGUCAGAUCUCUGAGAUGGGCUCUUACACAGAGCUGAUGGACAGGAAGGGAGCCUUUGCCAAGUUCAUACACACCUUCAAUGUAACCCAGUGCAGAGAGAACUCCACCCCCAGAGCAGGCAGCAGGAAGGCUGUACCUCGUCCCAGCAUGACUGAUUUCUCCAUUGAUCUUUCUCAGGAGCAGCUGAUCAGCCAUGAUAUGAGUAGUGCAAGUGUUCAGAUGAUGGAGGCCGAUCAGGACAUCGACAACGAGGACGCUGGGAAACUUACAGAAGCUGACAAGGCUCACACAGGGAGGGUGAAGCUGCAGAUGUAUAAAGAGUACUUCAGGACCGUUGGCUUGACCUUCAUCAUGACCAUCAUCUUCCUCUGUGCCUUCCAGCAGGCCGCCUCGUUGGCUUACAAUUACUGGCUGAGCCUGUGGGCCGACGAGCCGUCUGUCAAUGGCACACAGAGUGGACACGAACUGAAAUUGUGUGUGUUUGCAGCUCUCGGCUUCACUCAGGGGUUGGCCACAUUUGGUACAACGCUCGGCAUCGCUCUAGGUGGUAUCGUAGCAUCCCGACACCUUCAUGCUGAUCUCCUCCACAGUGUCCUGCACUCGCCCAUGUCCUUCUUUGAGGUGACGCCAAGUGGAAACCUCCUGAACCGCUUCUCCAAAGAGAUCGAUGCCAUUGACUGCAUGAUUCCUGAUGGGCUGAAGAUGAUGCUGGGCUACCUAUUCAAGCUGCUGGAGGUCUGCAUCAUUUUGUUGCUGGCCACACCCUUCACAGGGCUGGUGCUCCUACCCCUCACCUCUGUCUACAUGUUUAUACAGAGUUUCUAUGUGGCAUCAUCAUGUCAGCUGCGACGACUGGAGGCUGUCAGUCGCUCGCCAAUCUACACACACUUCAACGAGACAGUUCAGGGUGUCACUGUUAUCCGAGCCUUUGGCGAACAACCACGCUUUGUCCUGCAGGCCAACCGUCGCAUCGAUAAUAACCAGGAAGCAUAUUUCCCUCGCUUUGUUGCCACCAGGUGGCUUGCGGUGAAUCUGGAAUUUUUGGGGAAUUUGUUGGUUUUGGCUGCAGCCAUUCUGUCAGUGCGAGGUCGGGAUGAACUCAGCCCAGGAAUUGUGGGAUUGGCAGUGUCACAUUCUCUCCAGGUGACAGGAAUCCUGAGCUGGAUUGUUCGAUCCUGGACUGAUGUGGAGAACAACAUUGUGUCAGUGGAGAGAGUCAAAGAAUACCACAACACACCAAGAGAGGCAGCGUGGACCCUUGAGGGCAGUUUGCUGCCAGCUGCCUGGCCGACCACAGGAAACAUACAGUUUGAAGACUAUGGACUGCAGUACCGUAAAGGUUUGGACUGGGCUUUAAAUGACAUCUCCAUCAACAUCCAGGACAGAGAAAAGGUGGGGAUUGUUGGAAGGACAGGAGCAGGGAAGUCAUCUUUGGCUUUGGGGAUCUUCCGGAUUCUGGAGGCAGCAAAGGGACGAAUCUUCAUCGAUGGGAUCGACAUUGCUCAGAUCGGUCUUCAUGAUCUCCGCUCCAGAAUCACCAUAAUUCCUCAGGAUCCGGUGCUUUUUUCUGGUUCCCUGAGGAUGAAUCUGGACCCUUUUGAUACACGUUCAGAUGAGGAUCUGUGGAAAGCUCUGGAACUAGCUCAUCUCAGCAGCUUUGUGUCUGCACUGCCACAAAAGCUGAACCAUCACUGCUGUGAAGGAGGAGAGAACCUCAGUCUUGGUCAGCGGCAGUUGCUGUGUUUGGCCAGAGCUCUCCUGAGGAAGACAAGGAUCCUGGUUUUGGAUGAAGCUACAGCAGCUGUGGACCUGAAAACAGACCAGCUGAUCCAGUCCACCAUUCGUACUCAGUUUGAUGACUGUACAGUCCUAACCAUAGCUCACCGCCUCAACACCAUCAUGGACUACACAAGGAUCAUAGUGAUGGACAGAGGCUCCAUUGCAGAGAUCGACUCCCCUUCUCAGCUCAUUGGCCUGCAGGGUCACUUCUAUCAGAUGUGUCUUGAGGCUGGUUUGGCCUGA